CUUCCUCCAUAAGAGCCUUGGAGGUGCCACAUACUGGAGUGUUUGUGGUAGGCUAAUCAUUAAGGAUAAUAAAAAAGGCAGGUUAUAUCACCCCAGAGCCACUUAAAUCACCUUCAAGCUCUCCAUUGAGUUCUGGCCCAAACGAGCAGCCGUGGCGAGUAAGAAGGACAGCAUGGACCAGCAGGAGCAGGAGCCCAGCAGACCGACAUGGAGCCGGCAGAUAGAGUUCACCCUGGCAGGAAUCGGCUGUGCAGUGGGUCUGGGGAACGUUUGGAGGUUCCCCUAUCUCUGCUACAGGAGUGGAGGAGGUGCCUUUCUGGUGCCCUAUCUGUUCAUGCUGGCGGUGUUGGGGAUCCCUCUGCUCUACAUGGAGCUGACUGUGGGCCAGUAUACCAGGAGAGGCCCUGUUCAUGCCCUGGCCACUGUUUGCCCACUAUUAAAAGGGGUUGGCAUGGCAUCUGUGGCCAUCUCCUUCAUCAUGUGCACCUACUACAACGUGGUGAUCACCUGGGCCUUGUAUUACCUCUUUAGCUCCUUCCAGGCGCCUCUUCCAUGGCAGAGCUGCAACAACACCUGGAACACCCCCAACUGCACAGACCAGGCCACCAACAGCAGCUACUCGUCCACAGCCAGCCAAGAGUUCUUCAAUUAUAGGAUGCUCGACCAGACUAGUGGAGUAGAGGAAGCAGGAACGCUGCGCUGGGAGCUUUUCCUUAUCCUCAUCCUGGCUUGGAUCCUCAUCUAUCUUUGCAUCUUUAAAGGGGUGAAGUCAACAGGCAAGGUGGUGUACUUCACCGCUCUGUUCCCCUAUGUCAUCCUCAUUGCCCUGCUGAUCAAUAACGUGCAGCUUCCAGGUGCAUCGGAUGGGAUAGCUUUCUUCAUCGUGCCUGAGUGGGAAAAACUGCGCUCUGUAGAGGUGUGGGUGAACGCUGCGGCUCAAAUCUUCAACUCCAUUGGGAUUGGCUUUGGCUCCCUGCUGGCCAUGUCCAGCUACAACUCCUUCAACAACAACGUGCUGAAGGACACACUGUUCAUAUCCAUCACCAACUCCCUGACCAGCAUCCUGGCAGGAUUCGUCAUUUUCUCUGCCUUCGGGUAUAUGUCUUAUCUGCAGGGUAUUCCUGUCAGCCAGCUGGCAGUGGAUGGUCCAGGAUUAGUUUACGUGGUUUACCCACAAGCCUUUGCCAACAUGCCGGUGUCUCAGCUCUGGGCGGUUCUGUUUUUCUUCAUGCUGCUGUGCCUGGGCCUGGACAGUGAGUUUGCGAUGGUAGAGGUGAUGGUGACCAGUUUCAUGGAUGAAUUCUACCACCAAGUGCUGAGGAUUUUCAAGAGGAAGGAGUUUUUCGUUCUUGUACUCUGCGGUGUGGCCCUUCUGUUAGGGAUCCCAUGUGUCAUGCAGGUAGGAAUCUAUGUCUUCCAGCUGAUGGACCAUUACACUGCCAUUGUGUCCAUCAUGUUCCUUGCUUUUUUUGAGAUUAUAGCCAUCUGCUGGAGCUACGGUGUAAAGAGACUCUCAAGCAACCUGGAAGAGAUGACAGGAGGACGACCAAACAUCUUCUUCAGGUUGUGCUGGCUCAUAGUUGAUCCCGUGCUCAUCACAGUCAUCCUGAUCUUCUCCAUCAUCCAGUUCAAGCCGGCUCGCUAUGGGAACUACGUCUUCCCUCCCUGGGCUCAGGGUGUGGGCUGGAUCAUCGCCCUGGCCUCCAUCAUCUGGAUACCUUUAGGGGCCAUUCACACUUUGUGGGUGCUACCUGGCUCGCUAACAGAGAAACUGAAGCUGUCGAUCACACCGUAUGCUCUGAAUAAGACUAAAGGUCUGUAUAAUGAGAGGGGAGGAGGAAACAGAGAACCGUCCAUCUCCAUCAUCAGCUCCAGCACUGACCCCCAGAAAUCUCCCCUGGAGACAAACUUCUGACCAGCUUGGUGUUUUGCUCAAAAUGCUCCUCCACCUCCUGGCAUGAGAUAAACUCCAGCUAAUCAUUAAUCCAUGUCUUCUCUGUAAAUAAAACGGAAGCAUUUUACAACCAUUAGAACCAUGAUCGGAUGAAUUUGUUUAUUCUUAUUCAGCUUCUGCUGCAUGAAAGCUACCAGUUAUUUUAACCUAAUAAUUAAAUAUUUUUCUUUUAAUUUAGUUUAUUUUCCUUUCAUGCUAUUUACCAUACCUGCACCACUGCAAACCUAUAAGCGGGAGAAGAUGGAUGGAUGGUGUGUUUACCAUCACACACCCAUAGAACUGGCCUUAUUUAUUGACUUUACUUUGCACGUGUGCACCAUCUUCUGGUCAAAUCUGCUCAACACAGUAAAGCAGCAGUUUAUUUUAGCACUGUUGAACAUUUACAAGCCAGGGUAGAACUGUCAUGAUCUUGUUGCUGCUGACUCAUCUAUUAGGUCAAAUACAACGGGGAACUGCAGAUUAAACCUACUGGUCAUGCGACUCUCAUGUAAGACAUAAUGAAAAAUAAAUUUGAAAAAACUUGUGACCAAA
Molecule: messenger RNA, 2485 nt
Organism: Cyprinodon tularosa
Lineage: Eukaryota; Metazoa; Chordata; Actinopteri; Cyprinodontiformes; Cyprinodontidae
Product: sodium- and chloride-dependent GABA transporter ine
Exons: 13
Coding region: 173-1915 (580 amino acids)
Biological process (GO): sodium ion transmembrane transport
Cellular component (GO): membrane
Source: RefSeq, a predicted model, not a curated record